AUGGGGAGGGUUGCUGUCUCGGGAGUUACGGAGAUUCCGGAAGACGAGCUGGAGGAAAGUAACGUUGAGGAUUCGUCGGUUGAUGACGAGCUUGAGGCGGUGCUGGUGGUCGUUUCGCUGGUCGACCCAGAAUUUAGGGAGGAGCUAGAGGACGUAGCGGUACUAGAGCUAGAAGUCGACGAGCUUGAAGCGGUGCUGGUGGUAGUUUCGCUGGUCGAUGUGGAAACUAGAGUGGUGGCAGAGGACGAAGCGCUGCUGGAGCUGGAGCUGGAGCUGGAGGACCUGGAGGACCUGGCCGAAGACACGACCGCAUCGCACUUUCCGAAUCCAGCUUGA
Molecule: messenger RNA, 336 nt
Organism: Alternaria metachromatica
Lineage: Eukaryota; Fungi; Ascomycota; Dothideomycetes; Pleosporales; Pleosporaceae
Exons: 2
Coding region: 1-336 (111 amino acids)
Source: RefSeq, a predicted model, not a curated record